CCCCGCCGCGCGCGCUAUAUAAGCGGCAGGUCCGCGGCCUUUCGUCGCCACGGUUGCGGAGCCAGCGCGAGACGCGAUUGCUUUUGCUUCAUCCGUAGCGAGCUGCUAGCUUACACGUCGCGCCCAUCACUUUCUCGGUUGGGCUGAGCCCCCCGCAGCGGAAGGGAGGAGGAUCAGAGAAUGAGCUCGGUGUGCGCGAGGCCCGUGGGCGCGGGCUACUUCGGCGGCGGGGCCAGGUGCCAGCGCCGGACGCGGGUGCGGGUGUCGGCUGUGGCCGCGCCGGCGUCGAGGGCGGCGGCAGCGACGAUGUACGAGGUGCUGGCCGUGGAGGAGACGGCGGGGCCCGAGGAGAUCAAGGCGGCGUACCGGCGCGCGGCGCGGCGGUGGCACCCGGACGCGUGCCCCGGCGGCGCCGACCGCUUCAUGGCGGCGCGGGAGGCCUACGAGGUGCUGUCCGACCCGGAGCGCAGGCGCGGCUACGACAUCCAGCUUCGCUGCGGCGGCGGCGCCGAGGCGCGGCGCGCGGGGUUCGCCGACUGGGAGGCGCAGCUGGCCGGGCUGCAGUGGCGCGCGGCGGAGCGGCGCGGCCGCGCCGGCGCGGAGACGUGGGGCAGCAGGAUGCGCCGGGCCGCCGCGCACCAGUCCCGGUAGGCCGUAGGGGUGGCGUCGUAGUCGUAUUUUUCCUCUUUCUUGUUUCCCGCUUCGACAGCGUUCGUCUUCAGUUUCACCAUCGCGCUGUUUGCUGUUUGUAAAUACGGUGUACAGAAGUAGUAAACAUUUUCUCAGACCCUUUCAGGUGCAAUAGGGUCAAAUUUGAAGUUCGGACUCUCUUUUACCCAAA
Messenger RNA from Panicum hallii, 841 nucleotides. Its product is annotated as chaperone protein dnaJ 20, chloroplastic-like. The record is from RefSeq and is a predicted model, not a curated record. The transcript has a single exon. NCBI's taxonomy places the organism in Eukaryota, Viridiplantae, Streptophyta, Magnoliopsida, Poales, Poaceae. Gene Ontology annotation, cellular component: chloroplast. Bases 181 to 651 code for a protein of 156 amino acids.